Molecule: messenger RNA, 1125 nt
Organism: Cryptomeria japonica (Japanese cedar)
Lineage: Eukaryota; Viridiplantae; Streptophyta; Pinopsida; Cupressales; Cupressaceae
Product: BTB/POZ domain-containing protein At3g50780-like
Exons: 1
Coding region: 1-1125 (374 amino acids)
Source: RefSeq, a predicted model, not a curated record
AUGGCAGAAGCUCAGCUUCGAUUCGGAGAUCAAAGCUCUGCUGAUGUAAAAUUGUUUUUGACUGGCACAAAUGACGAAAAGUACGGAAGAAAUCCAAUUUAUCUUCAUUCUCAGAUUCUGAAGAGAUCCAAGUGUUUUGAACCAGAGCUUUCCGCGCACUCGUCAUCUGAUAAGCCAACCGAAAUAUGUGUAAGCAUUUCUCAUGACUUCGAUCACUAUUUAAAAUGCAUUCAACUCAUGUAUGGCGAGAAUGUGCAUUUCUCCAAUAUUGAGGAAUGCCUGGCGAUUCUGUCAGUUGCUUCUGAAAUGUUGGCUGAUUACAGCAUCGAAAAAUGCAUGCAAUAUUUGGAAGCAGUUCGUUGGAGUGCUGAGCAAGAGCCCCGAAUUCGAAAUGUUCUCUCUUCUCUGGAAUUGAAACCUUCACCAGAUUUAGCUGCCAGGCUUCAUCAGGAGGACGACAACCAUAUAGUUUUUGUGGAGAAGAGUAUCCAAGAAAUAGUGUCCCUUAUCAAAGGUGGCGACAACGAUUUAUCCAGUCAGAAAACUGUGGAGAUAUAUUUUGUCCGGAUGUUAGAAGGAAAUACAUCUAGAGAUGUCAUGGCUGUAUGUGGGCGUGUGCUUUUGCAAGAGUUCAAAGAAGCCAUCGAUUCCCGUGAUCUCUCGUCUCUAUGGACGCUGUUUCAACUUAUCCAGUACUGUGAAGGAGAAAUUCUCAAAGCUGCAAUGAAGGCAUUUUGUGAAGAUGUACAAUUUAUGGAGUUUGUAAAGCAGCAGAAAAAUUACCAUCCAAAUACUUUCGGCAUUAUAAUUCCAAAUGUGUUCGACAUUUUAAUGGGUUUUAUGAAGGCAACAGGAGAUGGGAAGUUAAUAAUUUCAAGAGCUUGUCGAGUUUCUUUUCUCACAACUUGGGUUCCAAUCAUGGGACGACUGUGUCGUGAUGGCAGCCGACGACAACUUGGUGAGCUUGAUAAAGCAGUGCUUGACGUGGUUGAGAGCCUCCCUCCAGUGGACAAGAAAAGUAUAUGCGUAGUAUGGGUAAAGGUUUAUAGAGUGAAUAAGAUCAACAUCGCUACGCCAUUUUUACUUUGUCUAAAGAUGUGCAACAUGCCCACUGCAAAUCUGUAG